UUUGUGACGUAGCUCUGUAUGUUGCUGAAACACCAAGUUCUUUGCAUUACCUUGUAAAUAACAUAGUUUUCAUGCGGGUGGCAACUUUUCCCGCUACAGAUAAAGAAAACUGUUUGUAAUACGUUGGCAUAAAAAACGCUACACGCCGAUAAAAAGAGAAACAGAGGAAAUACGCUAAGUUCAAGCAACUAACAUGUCCACAAACAAUGAGGCUACUGGAAGCAAACAAGCGCGCCUAGCCAACAAUCAUAACAGCAAGGAUUUAAAUGGAACUGCAGCCGGAGGCGGCGGCGAAGGCGAUGUUAAUAAAACUCGUAAUAAGGUGGCGCUGAUAACCGGCAUAACGGGACAGGAUGGUUCGUACCUGGCAGAGUUUCUGCUAAAGAAGGACUAUGAGGUGCAUGGGAUUAUAAGACGAGCCAGCACCUUCAAUACUACACGCAUUGAGCAUUUAUAUGCCGAUCCGAAGGCGCACAAAGGCGGACGCAUGAAGUUGCAUUAUGGCGACAUGACUGACAGCAGCAGCCUGGUUAAGAUCAUCAACAUGGUCAAGCCCACAGAGAUCUACAAUUUAGCGGCUCAGUCGCAUGUCAAGGUCUCCUUUGAUCUAAGUGAAUAUACAGCUGAGGUUGAUGCCGUUGGCACACUGCGCAUCCUGGACGCAAUUCGUACCUGUGGCAUGGAGAAAUCUGUGAAAUUCUAUCAGGCUUCAACGUCAGAAUUGUACGGCAAGGUUGUGGAGACGCCACAGAACGAACAGACACCAUUUUAUCCACGUUCGCCUUAUGCUUGUGCGAAGAUGUACGGCUUCUGGAUAGUCAUCAAUUAUCGGGAGGCAUACGACAUGUUUGCCUGCAAUGGCAUACUCUUCAAUCAUGAAAGUCCCCGACGUGGCGAGAAUUUUGUAACCCGUAAGAUAACGCGAUCCGUUGCAAAGAUCCUGCUCAAUCAGAUGGAGUACUUUGAGCUGGGCAAUUUGGAUUCAAAACGUGACUGGGGCCAUGCCAGUGACUAUGUGGAGGCCAUGUGGAUGAUGCUGCAGCGUGAGGAGCCAGCGGAUUAUGUGAUUGCCACCGGAGAGACGCAUAGUGUACGGGAAUUUGUGGAAGCCGCCUUUAAGCACAUCGGUCGUGAGAUCACCUGGAGUGGCAAGGGUGUGGAAGAGGUGGGCGUGGAACGCAACACCGAUAUUGUGCGCGUGCGCAUUAAUCCAAAGUAUUUCCGGCCGACCGAAGUGGAUCUGCUGCAAGGCGAUGCCUCCAAGGCAAAGCGCGACCUGAACUGGACGCCAAAAGUUAGUUUCCUUGAGCUGGUCAGUGACAUGAUGAACGCCGACAUUGAGCUGAUGAAAAAGAAUCCCAUUGCAUAGUUGCAUAGAUGCAACUCGACGUGAAAUUAUUUGGCACAAAGCUCUAGCAUAACGUGCAGAGUUUUAUUUAUACAAUAUGCAUAUAGAUAUAUAGUGUUUAAGUGUGUAACUGAGACGGGAUUUGCAAUCAUUCCUUUUUCUACUUUACUGUGGAUGUCUGUCUGUCUGUGUGUGCUGUUUCCUUAAAUGUUAUUUGUAGUUUUUACCAAAUGUAACGAGUAUACACAUGCAAUAAAUCAUUACUAAAAUAAAUCAAAAA
Drosophila innubila is the source of this 1628-nucleotide messenger RNA. It is a transcript of the gene Gmd, whose product is annotated as GDP-mannose 4,6 dehydratase. Gene Ontology annotation, biological process: GDP-mannose metabolic process. Gene Ontology annotation, molecular function: GDP-mannose 4,6-dehydratase activity. Lineage: Eukaryota; Metazoa; Arthropoda; Insecta; Diptera; Drosophilidae. The record is from RefSeq and is a predicted model, not a curated record. The coding region runs from base 194 to 1369 and encodes 391 amino acids. The transcript has 3 exons.